Messenger RNA from Schizosaccharomyces octosporus yFS286, 4092 nucleotides. RefSeq names its product ER-localized ubiquitin ligase Doa10. Gene Ontology annotation, molecular function: zinc ion binding. Lineage: Eukaryota; Fungi; Ascomycota; Schizosaccharomycetes; Schizosaccharomycetales; Schizosaccharomycetaceae. The record is from RefSeq and is a predicted model, not a curated record. The coding region runs from base 140 to 3850 and encodes 1236 amino acids. Gene Ontology annotation, cellular component: endoplasmic reticulum membrane. The transcript has 4 exons.
CUGAAGUCGAAGAGAACUAUGGUCAGACAGAUUCGCCUUCUCCCAAACACAAUCGCCAUUAUUCGCCCGCUUUUUGUAGCGACUCUUGCUUAAAAGGUCAUAUAAAGGCGUAUUGUUGUCCAUUGGACUCGAUACAAAAAUGAACUCUGAGGAAGAGAUUUGCCGGGUUUGUCGGUGUGAAGGAACCGAAGAUUCACCAUUAUUCCAUCCUUGUAAAUGCACAGGAAGUAUUCGUUAUGUUCAUCAAGAAUGUUUGGUAGAAUGGUUAGCUCAUAGUAAAAAGAAGCAUUGUGAGCUGUGCAAAUCACAAUUCAGAUUUACGAAAAUUUAUUCGGAUACCAUGCCCCAAUCUAUUCCCUUUUUUGUACUUUGUAAAAAGGUUAUUGUGACUAUGCAGAAGAAGCUUUUUUUUAUUUCUAGGGUUUUACUGGCAUUGUUUUGUUGGACUGUAUUACUUCCUUUAAUACUACAAUAUGUAUGGAGUUUAAAUUUGAAGUUAGGAGAUGCUUAUACCUUUGCUUCUGCAAAUACAACUUCAAUUCGGGACAAAAACACGCCUGGCUACUUUGAAUCUAUAUCUGCUAUCACAUCUGUACCUCGUUUAAAUAUGUUGAUCGCGAGCACAGCUCAAGGACAAGUUUUAACUUUCUCCGUGACAUUUGUUUUGAUUACUGCAUUUCUUGUUCGUGAAUGGGUUUUACAGAAUGCAGUCCACGUGGUUGAUGAACUUCAGGGACAACAAUUUAAUGACCUUGAUGAAAAUAACCAAGCUGCUGCCCGAAAUAUGCGAGAGGUACAAGAAGCUCGUCAGAGGCUUGCUGUUGUAAUGGAUCAUUUGCGUGAACGUCAACUCCAACGCAACGAAGAACUUCAGCGUAAUGGUAGAAUUGAAGAACUGGAUCGUGCUCGCCGUCGCUUUGCCUUGCUUGAGAAUAAUAUUCGAGAUGCUGCAAAUACUAUGGUGAAUGUUCCCGAUGGAAAUGGAGAUGAUGAUCUCCCAGAAGGUGAUCGAUUUCCAAGAGUGAAUCCGUUCGCACCUCAGAGGCCCCAAAAUGGAAUUGAUAGUAUGGGGUAUAAUCGCAUACAGCCUAUUCCCGGAUCUGGUCCUCGCUCUCAAGCAUCUUCUAUGAAUUUAAAUGAAGCAAAUAACGAUAAUUUGAAUGUGGCUGCUGAUGAUUCUGCAACGAGCUCUCCCGCCUUAUCAGAUUCUGGAAAUGAAGAUAAUCAUUCGCCAGAGCUUCCCGAGAGCAUCCGUGAGGUUCAACCGGAGCCAGCAAAUGUUGACGAUAAUCACGACAUCGGGGCCGAAGCUGUGAGGAAUGCUGUUUUAGAAGCCCAAAACCAGGCUGUGGCUGAUGAAGACGUUAAUGCUGCUGCCCGAGCUGCUCAGAUCGCUCAUGCUGAUGAUGCUGACGACUUCGAUGGAAUCUUUGAAUUUCUUGGCCUCCGUGGUCCAGUCUUAGGAUUUUUACAGAAUUGUUUUGUGAUCGCUUUUGUUGUAUCCAUUUUUUUGACCAUUGUUAUUGGUGUACCAUAUAUGACUGGAAGAGUAUUUGUUGAAUGGACUCUAUUCUUUGUUCAACGACCCACUGUCAUCUUAAAGUUUUGCUGGGUUAUUUUGGGAACUAUCUCAGACUGGACACUAGGAGGUCUUUUCAACUUGUCUAAGAUAUUACUCAGACUUCCUGGUAUAUCUUCGGUUGGAAAGUCUUUUGGUAUUUCAAGCUUUUUCGAUAUGUCAUAUGACCAAGUAAUCCAAAAUUGCACAACAUUCUUUCAUGAUAAGUUCUACUCUUCUUUGAGUAAUUUUAACGGUAUACUUACGUUCCACUUGGAUACAGUGCAAAAGAAGUUUAUCGAAACGUUUUCUUUAUUCCCUGUCUUCCGGGUUUCUCAUAUGUUUGCCAAAUUGUUGAAAAGCUUUGUCCAGAAUUACUCCACACGACCUGUUGACCGUGUCUUUACAUUAAUGGUUGGAUAUAGCUUAUUUUCAUCCCUUGGAGUAUCGUAUCUGAAUAGAAAACAAUUUCUAUUUAAGGAUCCACAAAUUAGAAAUGUUGAACUUGCGUUUCGUGAGGGUCUACGCCAAUGCGGUUCUAUAGUGAAGUUUACUAUUAUAUUUUCCAUAGAAUUAGUUGUGUUCCCUAUAUUCUGUGGUAUUUUGUUAAGUCUUUGCGUGAUUGGAACCUUUAAAAAUAUGACUUUUGAAACUCUAUGUAGUGUUAUGUCGGACCAUCCAUUCCCUGGAACUUUUUUUGCUUGGUUUAUUGGUAUAACGUUUAUGUUUGAGUUUGCCGUAUUUAUAUCUAUGAUUCGAAAAAUUGUUCGUCCUGGUGUUUUAUUUUUCUUGAGAGACCCUAACGAUCCUCAAUUUCACCCCAUUCGGGAAAUAUUGGAAAAACCGAUGCUUCUUCAGUUAAAGAAGAUUGGGUUUAGUGCAAUCCUCUACUUCAGUUUCAUACUGGGAUGUGUUGGUAGUGUCAUCCAUAUUUUGAAAAUGACCGGUAUGGUGUUUCCCUUGAGAUUUACCACCAAGCCAGUUGUUUUUGAAGCGCCAAUUGAUUUGCUGGCUUUACAAGCAUUGAUACAUGUUAGUAUAAAGCUUUUUAAACCAAUGGAUCUGAUGCGUUUUGUAUGGCGUUCCCUGAUAAGCUUCCUGUGUCGAGGUUUACGAUUAUCGUCGUAUGUAAUGGGCGAACGUUAUAAGGAUGAAGAGGGAUAUCAUCCAUCAAAGAACUUAUCAUUUAUUCGAAGAUUGUUUAGUAAACCACCAUCAGUUGGUAUUGAAACCGAUCCUGAAGAUGAAAAGGUGAACGAGAAGGAUUCUGAGGAUGUGCUAGUAUUUGAUGGAUGUUUUUUAAGAUGUCCUUCAAAGGAUGUCGUUCCUGUCCAUUCAGGUGCUAUGUUGAUACCCAUAACAAAGGAUGGUUACCGAUUACCUGAGAAGAAAGAAAAAAUUGAAGACAAUCCUGAUUAUACGACUGCCUAUGCUCCUCCCUAUUUCUAUAAGCGUUUGAUUGCCUUGCUUUUCUUCUGUUGGUUAGUGUCUGUUAUAACAACCGUAUCUUUGGUAUUUUUCCCCUUGUCUAUCGGACGUGUUUUAUUUAAAGCAUUGUUUCCCUCUACUUUUGAGCAUGACUUUUAUACAUAUAUCAUUGGUUUCUGCGCUUUAGUUUUCCCCAUGUAUUCGGUUUACUACGUAACUAAGCAUACGGAUUCAAUACAGCGAGUCAGUGAAUACGCAAAGUUAGAAACUCUUAGACGUUUUUUGACAAAAUACGUUAAGUGGGGAACGUUAUAUCUUUUUACUAUCGUUGUUCUUCCCAUUUUGACCGGUGUAGUGUGGGAAUUAUAUGUCUUUAUUCCGUUUAGAAUGCUUUUUAGUAAAGGAUCUUUGACAGUGGAUGCACUUCAAAGCUGGAUUAUCGGCGUGUUUGUGGUCCGUAUCUUGUAUUACUUUGCAUCCUCCAAUGAAGACCGAGCUUUAACUAGAGCGUUAAGAGAGGCUCGACGUGAUCCAAACGAUCCCCAGAUUCGAGAAUUGAUGACUAAAUACGUAUUACCGUUCACAUCUGGCUUGAUACUGGCGAUUACUUUCCCAAGUUUGCUUACUUACUUGACCUAUCCUUUCUUGUCUUCAGUCCUACCUAUGUUCUCGAAAACAGAGUUUUAUCGCAUGAUGCAUCCUACAUUUUUAGGAUUUGCUGUUUUAGCGGUAAUUUGUCGUCGUUUGUCAGAAUUGAGCAGCAAGUGGUCCCAAGGCAUCCGGGACGAAAUGUAUAUGGUAGGAACAAGACUGCAUAAUUAUGAUGACCACGAGUCUUCAAGGGCGACUGUUUCAGAGCAUUAAAAAACAUAAAAUAAAAAAAAAAUGGACGAUUUCUAGUGCUUCAGUCUCUAUAAUUCUACAAGAAACAUAUAUAGGGAAUAUGGAAACAAGGAAUCAGAUGUUUGAAAAUGUACAUUAAUAUUUGGUAUUAUGAUAGUUUUAUAAAAGGUCCUUUGUCAACUAUAGAAAGUGAAUUAUAAUUUUCAUUCGCAUUUUUUAUAAUUUGCUGCAAGUUAUUUUCUUUAAUCUUGCGUAUAUAGAAC